AUGGCCAGAGCUGAGCCGUGCGAGCGGUGCGUGCGGUUGAACAUGGCCGGCCAGUGCUUCUGGCCGACGCCCGCCAAGCGCGGUCGCCCGCCUCGCCACCCGCACCCGACGACGGCGCAGCCGACGGUGCAGAUCCUGCCGGCGGCCCCUCUCGACGCCGGUGGUGGUGGUGCCGGCGACCAUGUCUACGCCGCCUCUGUACCACCACCGCAGCCGCGACCCCCGCCCGAGCCGGAAGCGGCGCCGAUGACGAGGCCGACGACGACGAAGAAGCGACGACAUCAGGGCGGCGACGAACAGGGUGAUGGUGCGUCGGCAGCUGCAGACCUGGGCGGCGCGACGACCGCCCUUUUGGUGAACACGAUCGUCGGGCUCAAGGCAGACAUGCGCGCGAUGACCGCCAAGAUGAAGAAGAUGGAGAAGAAGCUGAAGAAGAAGAAGAAGCAAGACAACAACAACAACAACAACAACAUCGAUGUGGUGGUGGUCGAGUUGCAGCGACGCGUGGAGCAGCUCGAGGAGGACAACGUCCAGCUCCGCAUCCAGCUGGCGCACGUCGCCGCCUCUCGCUAUGGCAUGGCCGCCACCAAUGCAGGCUUUUUUGCUGCACCGCCGCCGCCGCCGCCGCCGCCGCCGUCGUCGUCGUCAUUCAGUUGCCAGCAGCGGUUGAGGGUGGGAGAUAACGGUCAACCGGGUCCAGAGAUGCUCUGGUGCUUCCCCUUCCUCCAACACUACGACAUCCCGGCGGACCGCUUCGUUGUCGAUGACAUCCAAAAGGCGAUCGUGGUUAUGGCGCAUCCGCAGGGCACAGAGAGACACAUCGCGUUCGCAAACCACCAGUUCUGCGGCAUUGUGGGAUUCUCCAUGGUCGAGCUUCUCGGCCGCCAGAUCUUGGGUGUCUCGUCGCUGCACGAAAAGCACAAGCUCCACCAUGCAUUGCAGACCAGAGGGCAGAUGGGGUACAGCGAGAGCACCCCGUGCUUCCUCCAGCUCGAAUGCAAGGGGACCCACUUCGCCAAGGUCGCGUCACGCGCUCAGUUCUUCUUUGGCGCCGACGCCCAGCUUCAGUACUCUGUGCUGUGCGUCGAUCAAGUGCUGGGAGUGGAUCUCAGGCACGCAAGAAGGAGGAGGCGGAGUGGGCGCUGGUGUUUAGCAUUGCGGCACGACCGCAAUGACGACGACGGCACCUCUUCAUCGCUCACCCCGCCCUCCGUAUCGCCUGCAGCUAGCGAGGGCUUGUGCGACGAGGACGACUACUCCUUUGGCGACUUCAUCUCAUCACCAUCAGCGAUCUGGGCUGUGCCCGAGGCUAUGCCACCAAACCGCCAAACAUAA
Acanthamoeba castellanii str. Neff is the source of this 1335-nucleotide messenger RNA. RefSeq lists its product as uncharacterized. Bases 1 to 1335 code for a protein of 444 amino acids. NCBI's taxonomy places the organism in Eukaryota, Discosea, Longamoebia, Acanthamoebidae. The record is from RefSeq and is a predicted model, not a curated record. The transcript has 6 exons.